Molecule: messenger RNA, 5145 nt
Organism: Manis pentadactyla (Chinese pangolin)
Lineage: Eukaryota; Metazoa; Chordata; Mammalia; Pholidota; Manidae
Gene: TP53INP2
Product: tumor protein p53 inducible nuclear protein 2
Exons: 4
Coding region: 958-1623 (221 amino acids)
Biological process (GO): autophagosome assembly; positive regulation of DNA-templated transcription
Cellular component (GO): nucleus; autophagosome
Source: RefSeq, a predicted model, not a curated record
CUCCCCGCGCCCCGGGACGCACCCCGGGACACGCCUGCGCUCCCCGCUCUGGAGUCUUUGUCUAUCUCCGACGGCAGCCGCUGGGACUGCAUUCCCGCCUCCCGAUUGGCUGCUGCAUGCCCGGUAGACCAUGACGUGUCCCUAUUUGCAUAUGACAUUGAGACGUCACCAAGGCCGGUACCGCCCCCCAUUCCCUAACUCGGGUCGCCUGUCCUCCCGUAACCCUAUAGGCGCUGGGUCGGGGCUGGGCCCGUGGCUGAGGGCUUCAGAAAGGCAGCGGGACCGGAGGGGCCUCGGCAGUUCCUGGACUAAUACAGGGCCUGGGGUCAGGCCUCUACUCCUAUACUUAUUCCUUGGGACUUGAGAAGGGUUCUGACGGUGCUGCUGGGUCUAGGUUGGGGGAUAGGAGUCGUCAGGAGUUCAAGGGCGGCCUGGAACUCCAGCUACAGGUCAUUGGGGCAGUGCCAGAUGGUGGCUGACUCCAGGCUCUGCACCUCCAGAACUAACAUAAUGUCCUCCUAAUCCCUGACAUGUGUACAGCGCCUUAGCUGACAUCACUCCAAUCCCAUUUCAUGGAAGGGAAAACUGAGGCCUGGAGAGGGGAAGCAGCUUACUCGAGGUCAUCCAGGCAAUUAGAGUCAUGCCUACUGAGUGACAGAUGCAUUAGCCAUGGGCACAUGCCUAGUCGGAGCUCAAUACAAAUUAACAAGUUACACAUCCUUCUUCCACUGGGGUCUCUACCUUGGGCCCAGCACCAUCCAAAUUUGAUAGGCCUCCUAGUUCUCCUCACUUCUCCAGGAGGUCUUUGGAGAUUGGGUCCCUUCUGUGGCACUGACCCUCAUCUGUAUCUUGGAGUCCCAGAGCCUAGUAAAAUUGCUGCCACCCAGCUCUUUUGACCACAAAAAGGUUUCUGCAUUGCCGUAGAGCGCCCCCCUGCGGCUGCUUCACUCCCUCACCAUGUUCCAGCGCCUCACCAGCCUCUUCUUCAGCACGCCCCCGCCCCCCGAGGACCCCGACUGCCCUCAAGCCUUCGUCUCCGAAGAGGGUGAAGUGGACGGCUGGCUCAUCAUUGAUUUGCCGGACAGCUACUCGGCUCCACCCAGCCCCGGGGCCGCCCCUGCCCCCGCGGGCCGCCCUCCGCCCGCGCCCUCCUUGAUGGACGAGAGCUGGUUUGUUACCCCUCCCGCCUGUUUCACUGCAGAGGGGCCCGGACUCGGGCCCGCUCGCCUCCAGAGCAGCCCCUUGGAGGAUCUCCUCAUCGAGCACCCGAGCAUGUCCGUUUACGUCACCGGCAGCACCAUAGUGCUGGAGACUGGGCCCGCUUCCCCGCACCCCGAGGCUGCCCUGCCUGACCGCGACCUCAGCGAGGGGGAGUUGGCGCCCGCCCGUCGGGAGCCCCGGGCCCUGCGCCACGCCGCCGCCCCUCUGCCUCCGCGGGCUUCGCUGCUGGAGAAGGCGGGCCAGGCUCGGUGGCAACAGCGGGCUCGGCAGCGGGCGGAGCGCCACGCGCUGAGCGCCAAAGUGGUGCAACGGCAGAACCGCGUCCGCGAGAGCCGCCCGCGCCGGCCCAAGCACCAGGGCAGCUUCGUCUACCAGCCGUGCCAGCGCCAGUUCAACUACUGAGCGUCUUCCAGCUGAGCCGCAAACCUCUCGCGGCCUCCCGACCCGUCGGCCCCAUCGCCCGCAGCCAGUGUGCUGCUCGAGCGGCGCCCGCAGCCCUACCGGGUCUGGACACCAUAGCCUCCCUCUUUUAAGUGUGAGGGGGUGUGGUGAUAGCCACCCUCCUCUACUCUCCCUCAAUUUCCCCAUCUCUGAUCCUCAAUCCGCUUCUGUACCCCACCCCCACCCCUCACCCUCCCUCUUUCUGGCCCCCAUAUCACAGCAUCUAAUCCUCCAUCUCUCCCUCCCCUGACACACUCCAUCCUUCUCUGGUCCCCGUCCCCAUCUUUGACCUGACACCCCCCCUUUAUGCUUGUCCUCCAGUGUUCUAACCCUGGCCCACUCCUAUUUCUGAGUCUUCUACCAGUCCCAGAUCUGGCACUUUCCCCACCAUAACUCCCUCCUUACAAGCCUCACCCUGUCUCAUGUUCGGCUCUACACUCACUCCGCUUCCUUAUUAUUCAUUCCCAGUAAUUCCUUUCUAAAUGAACUGGGAGCAGGGGGAGACUAAAUAAUUCUUCAGUCUCCCCCCUUCCCUCUCCCCGGGGCUGGGCUCUUUGGAGCUGCUUAGGCCUGGAAUGGUGAAGUAUGUGGAAGAGGACUGUGAGAUGUGUGUUAGAGGGAGAAGGUGAAGGGAAUCGCGGGAAAGAGGCAGCCUAUUGGAAAUAGGACAAGUAGAUUGAGAAGCUGUAGGAAGCAGGGCGUCAUGGGAGCUGGCACUGUGCUUGCUCAGAGAUGCCAAGCCCUGCUCUCAGGUUGGAGCCUGGAGUCUGCCCCCACUUUCCUUUCUUGUAAUCCCACCUCCCAAAUCUUCCUGAAAUUUACCCCUCUGCAGUCUCCUGAGUCUCAAGGGCUUAGUUAAGUACCUUGCCGUCCCACCCCCAAUAUGUCACCCCAGGAAUAGAGGCUGGGCAAGGCCCUUCCAUCCUGGCAAUCUGUUCACAUGCCCAAGGUGCUAGAACUAGCUUAGCAGAGUUGCAGGCCAGAGGGCUUCUAGGCAGAGGAAGUGUACACCCAAGUAAGAUUGCAGAGGAAUGAUACUUGGGAGCACAAGCUGUAGGGUGAAGCUAUCCCGAGACUGACACUCAGCCUUCAUCUUGCCUCUGACACUGUAUUUCAAACCCUACCCAGGAAGGUUAAUAAACCAUGGGUAGGAGACCAGGAGCCCACCGUCCCAAUCCCCAAAUAAUCCUUAUCCAGGUUCAGGGCCUUCAAGGGGAGACUCUCAUUUCCCCCAGGGCUCUCUUCCUUUUUAAAGGCUGGUGGGAAGAAAUGGGUGCCCUGUGGUUCCUCUCUCCUUUCAUCUAGUAAGUACCUGGAUGAAGGAACACGAAUCCCUAGGUAGGACACGGGACAGGCAGCCAGCUUUCUCCUCCUUGGGGUGGAACUGAAUUUUGGGCUCAGACACCAGCAGCAGCCUCUUGGGAUGCCCCAAGUUGCUUCCCUUUUCUUAUGUCCUUUUCUAGUGCGUGCUCUUUCUUCCUUGAAACUUAAGAAUUCCUGUUACAUACUCACAUAGGUCUUCCACCUUGCCCCCGUUCCAGGUUUCCAGGCCUUACAGCCAAGCUGAGGCUUGGAGAAAACUGCAAUCCCAUGAGGGCAAAGGCAGCUGCCCUCCCUGACCCUACAGCCCCAAGCCUCAUGUGGGAUGUAUGGGUAAGGGAGGGGUAGCCCCAUGGAUGCCAGGAUGGGGACAGAGGAAGCCCUGGUGGGUCUCCCAUCCAAAGGAGUAAACCAAGUCUAUACUAAAAAAGCAGAUCAAAGUCCCAAUGCCCCAAUUGCUGACAACCUUGCUCCUCUCCCCAAGAUUUUCCUUCAUUUAUGACCUGGUCACUUCACAGCCAUCUUAGGGUCUUCAGAGCUCCCGCUAAAACUCUCCAACUCUUCCUGCCCACUCCUUUGCUACCAGCUGGGGCCUAGGCUGUCCUAGGCAGUGCCCAUGAUCCUUCUAGUGGGGGAAGAGUGAGUUAUAAGGCAUUUGGCUCAACUUUAAAAAGGUCCCUCCCUUCCUUGCCCAUAUUUCUGGAGGCUCCUCUAGUUCUAAAACCCUCCAAUCUCAUCACCUGGCUGGUUGCAACACUUGUUUUUUGUACUUUCCUAUAGACUCUGUAGCAUUUGAGUGUGGCAAUAUUUUAAUUGUGUAUAGAUUUCUAAGAACCAACACUACUCAGUCUCCUGCUAGUCUGACUCCUGAAGCAUCAGACCUUGUCAUGCUGUAUUGACUGUGUAUGUGCCUUUCACCUUGAGCAUGCUUCAGGAUUUUUAUUUUUAAACCACAGAACUUGAAUACAUGAGGGAACCAGAAUUCACAAAGUCCUAUGCAACCUUAGACAGGAGGGGGUUAGAGAGUCUGUCUUGACUAAUGUUUUCCGAGACCCUGGAGAAGUUUGUGAGUAUUACUGUUAAUACUUCCAGCAGUUAGCCAAAUCUGAGUAUGUCAGAGGGACCUGUUUCUAUAGUGAGUCUCGGUUACAUCAAAGGAUGACUUACAGUAACUCCCCAAGACGUGCGAGUGCUCUCCUCAAGCUGGGUGUUAUUUUCCAGCCUUAGCCAGUCUGGCCCCAGCAGAGUACCAUGUGUGUAUGAAUGCUGUGCUGUUUUGGAGUAUGCCUGCUCCCUAACCCCUGCCUGGAACCCUGAUCAAUUUGCUCUGACCCAUGUCUUAGGUGCAACAAGGAUCCCAGACCCCUCAAGAGCUCUUGGAUUACUUCUUAAAGUCAUGAGGCUUUAUGUGAGGGGACCAAGUGCAGACACACCAUAGUUCCUUUCAUCUUUCCUCUUGCCCUGCCACCUAGUUCCAAAUGAAACCAACAAGUUGAGUGCAUCCCUCUUGGGUGUUUUGUGUUGAGACUGGCUGAAAGGAGGAGACUGGUUGACCAUGUGUGAUGUGUCGACAGACUCAAGGACACAACCACCUCGACCUGGUCACGUGGCAUGCCUGUGUAUGUGUGUAACAGGAUUCUGAUUAUUAGACUGUAAUGUUAUUCCUCUAUGGGAAAAAAAAUUAAUAUAAAGAAAAACAAAUAAAAAUCUAUUUAAAGCACAUUAUGCUUUCUUCCUGAGUAGAGCUAAAGCAGGAGAAGCACUUUGCAAUCUCAGGCACAUUAUUAGUCUAGGGCAAUAUUAUUAGGCUGGCUUUGGUACUGGUUGUGUCUGUCAUACAGGGAAGGAAGAGGGUGGUAGGUAAGCUUGCUGGAAAUGGGGCCAAUGAGGGGUCUGAGUCAUAAAUAACUCUACUUUUAGAGGGUUCCUAUAACACAAGACAUGUAUUAGAGACAGUUGAAACAGAUGAGAAUAACAUAACAGAAAAUCACCAACUCAUCCUUUUGGUCUCAGGCACUGGGUGUGGCAAGGGCGAGGGGCCACUGCAGGGGAAGGGAUGGAGUGUCUGUCUAGCUGUAGGCCGUGUAGCAGAAGGUCGAGGCCCAGACCAAAGCAAGGAUGGGGCCCCAAGCACUGGGGUCCCCUGAACAUUGGUGGUGAGGU